Urocitellus parryii (Arctic ground squirrel) is the source of this 4170-nucleotide messenger RNA. It is a transcript of the gene Arhgef33, whose product is annotated as Rho guanine nucleotide exchange factor 33. NCBI's taxonomy places the organism in Eukaryota, Metazoa, Chordata, Mammalia, Rodentia, Sciuridae. Gene Ontology annotation, molecular function: guanyl-nucleotide exchange factor activity. The record is from RefSeq and is a predicted model, not a curated record.
GUGCAGGGAAGGGGAGGUGGCCUGAUCAGGACAAUGAUGAUGCAAUGUUGAAGAAUAAGCUGGAGGAGAGAAGUAACAGGCACCAUGGAAAAAACCAAAACAAAGCAAGGAGAGAAUGAACAUAUGCCGGUGAAUAGUCCUUCCACGCAGAUUUACCAGUUGCAGGCCUUAGCCUCUGAGCUGAAAACUGGAUUCACAGAAGCAAUGCAGGAACUGUCAAGAAUCCAACAUGGAGAAUAUGCUUUGGAAGAAAAGGUUAAGAGCUGUAGGUGUUCCAUGGAAGAAAAAGUUACUGAGAUGAAGAAUUCAUUAAACUAUUUCAAGGAAGAGCUGAGCAAUGCCAUGUCAAUGAUCCAGGCUAUCACUUCCAAACAAGAAGAAAUGCAACAGAAAAUUGAACAGCUUCAACAGGAGAAGAGAAGAGAAUCUCGAAAAGUUAAAGCCAAAAAAACUCAAAAAGAAGAACAUGGCACACAGGCUGGGCCUGCUCAACAAGCCCAAGGAAGCCCUUUCCGCUCCAUCAACAUCCCUGAACCUGUUCUGCCAAGUGAAGAAUUCACAAAUAUUUUGCCAUCUCAGGCCUAUGAGAAAGCCCAAGAGUCCAGAUCUGUUCAUGUAGGAGAGAGUAAUGUGAAGGGAAUGAUGGGUCCUGGAGUGAACCCAACAACUCCAGAAGCAGAUGAAAACCUCAAGUCUUGUCUCUCAGCUGACAUCCAGCCCAAAGGCCACCUCUCAUCUGGUGUAUGGAGGCAGCCAAAGGAUGGCAAAGAAUGGGGGGAAGAAUAUGUCACAAAAGACCACCCAGAUAAACUCAAGGAAGCUGGCCAGGGUAGACACAGUUCCCUGGAGAAUGUUUUAUGUGAAACCUCUUUAGCUGCCAAAAGACAAACUGUGGCUCUAGAACUGCUUGAAUCUGAAAGAAAAUAUGUUAUUAACAUCUCUCUGAUCCUGAAGAUAAAGGCAACAUUCCAGGGGUCAGAUGGAAAGAGGAAUUCCAAAGAGAGAAGCCUCUUCCCUGGGUCUUUACGGUACAUUGUCCAGCAGCACCUGGAUUUGCUUCAUGCACUGCAGGAAAGGGUCCUGAAAUGGCCACGCCAAGGAGUUCUUGGAGAUUUAUUCCUUAAACUAACAAAUGAUGAGAAUAACUUCUUGGAUUAUUAUGUUGCCUAUUUGAGGGAUUUACCAGAAUGCAUCUCAUUGGUUCAUGUUGUUGUUCUGAAGGAGGGUGAUGAAGAGAUUAAAUCUGACAUCUAUACACUGUUUUUUCACAUAGUCCAGCGGAUCCCUGAAUAUCUGAUACAUCUGCAGAAUGUCCUCAAGUUCACAGAGCAAGAACAUCCUGACUAUUACCUACUACUGGUGUGCGUUCAGCGUCUCCGAGUAUUUAUCUCACACUAUACCCUGCUGUUUCAGUGCAAUGAGGAUUUGCUUAUUCAGAAACGGAAAAAGCUCAAGAAGUCAUCAAUGGCAAAGCUAUACAAAGGGCUGGCUUCCCAGUGUGCAAAUGCUGGCCAAGAUGCUUCCCCUACUGCAGGCCCUGAGGCUGUCCGAGACGGUGGGAUCCACUCAGAAGAGAUUCUGCAACCCUACCCAUCUGCUCCCAGUUCUGGCCCCACUGUCACACACCUGAUGCCCCCAGUGAAGAAAGGCCAACAGCAGCAAAGCAUGAUGGAGAGCAUGCAGCCCGGGAAGCCCAGUGACUGGGAGAUGGAGGGCAGAAAGCACGAGAGGCCUGAGAGCCUGCUGGCGCCGGCACAGUUCUGUGCGGCCGAGCAGGACGUGAAGGCGCUCGCCGGGCCCCUGCAGGCCAUCCCCGAGAUGGACUUCGAGCCCUCUCCCGCCGAGCAGCUGGGCAACGUGGAGCGCUCCCUGCGCGCCCCGGCCGAGCUGCUGCCCGACGCCCGCGGCUUCGUGCCGGCGGGCUACGAGGAGUUCGAAUACGGCGGCGAGAUCUUCGCGCUGCCUGCGCCUUACGACGAGGAGCCCUUCCAGGCCCCGGCCCUCUUCGAGAACUGCUCGCCGGCCUCUUCCGAGUCCAGCCUGGACAUCUGUUUCCUGAGGCCCGUCAGCUUCGCCAUGGAGGCCGAGCGGCCCGAGCACGCGCUGCAGCCGCUGCCCAAGAGCGCCACGUCGCCGGCGAGCAGCAGCGGCGCCUAUAAGCUGGAGGCAGCGGCGCAGGCGCAGGCGCACGGCAAGACCAAGCCGCUGAGUCGCUCGCUCAAGGAGUUCCCGCGCACGCCGCCCGCCGAGGGCGUGGCCCCGCGCCUCUACAGCACGCGCAGCAGCAGCGGCGGCCGCGCGCCGCUCAAGGCCGAGCGCGCGGAGCGCGCGGAGCGCGCCGCGCAGCCCCACGGCCCGGCCGGUGGCGCCGCCGUACCCCGCGGCGCGCCGCGGACCUUCUUCCCCCAACAGAGGUCCCAAAGCGAAAAACAGACCUAUUUGGAAGUAAGGAGGGAGAUGCAUUUAGAAGACACCACCCGAUUCUGUCCAAAGGAAGAAAGAGAAAGUGAACAAACAUCUUUCAGCGAUCAAAAUCCCAGGCAAGACCAGAAAGGGGGCUUUCGCAGCUCCUUCCGCAAGCUCUUUAAAAAGAAGUCCAGUGGAUCAGAAUACAGGGAAAAAACUAAUGAGAAUCCCUCAAUGGAUCCUUCACCCACCAAACAAGAUUUCUUCAGAAACCGACUUGCUCUUGCAAAUGACCUUGACCAAGGAACAGCUGUGUAAAACAUAUUUAAAGUUGUAUUGUCAAGUGGUAAGAUGAGGAUAAAAAGCUUGUAUAUAUCUGUGUAGGAAUAUAUGUAUAUAUAUAUAUACAUAAAAUAUAUAUAUCAAUGUAUAAAUCCCUGAGGAAAACCAAUAUAAAUACUUACAUAUGAAACUAACAACAUACAAGACAUUGAAGAGAUGAAGAUUAGUGUAUGGUUAAGACCUGGCUUUUUGAAACUCAAUACUUGGGAAAAGGGAAUGAAGACUUUUCAUAUCAUUACAGAAAAACACAAUCAAUUUGGAGGAAAAUAAAUGUUUGUAAGAACAAAACCUUGCACCUUGAAGUCAUUCCCCAAGUAUAAUAUUGAGCAUGUUCAUAUUUCACAGGGAUGUGAAUUUUGUGUUUCCUAGGCAUUUAGCUUAUUAAUGCAUCCUAGUGUGCUUAGAUUAAUAUACACUGCUAGGGGCCAAUUGUGUCUUGCCAUAUGUCUUCAGAACCCCUAAGGCAAUAGGUAACAUCCCUUAAAACAAAGCAGGUUAAUUAACACAACUGUAUCUUACAUGUUGCAAAUCUGAGUUAUGAAGAAUUUGUGCUUAAGCCAUGAUACAAAAAAGUUCAAAGGUUAAAGACACUUGAUCUUCAAACUUGUUUGGUGGUAAUGGAAAACAGUAAUAGGAACAAUGAUUUCUGUAGACACUGGGUAGCUGGGGAACAAAAAAAAAAAGCUCCAUAUUUUUCCCUUGUAUGGAUUGUACUGAGGUUGGGAAUAAUCCAGAGUCUUUGUAUUGCUGAGUACUCAGUAUUCCAGAUCCACCUGUGAUCCUAAGUGUCRCACACACUCAUGAUCAGAUGGAUUAAGAAAAAAGCACUGAUUUCGCCACAUCCUUAAAAAAAGACUUUCUUCAGUCUGGACAGAAGGUGGCAACAGCAAUAGUACUUUAACAGUAGACACAUAGAGGUUACUACAAACACCAGGUCAUAAUGAAAACUCAGGGAUGCAGUACCUAACUUUUGCAGAAGUUGUAAAGACACAAAGCUCUUAUAGGUCAGAUAAAGGAAUCAUAAUGCAAUGAAUGUCUUCCUGGUUCUGGGGUAGUAAAAUGUGCUGUUUCCUUAUAGACAUGGCCCAAAUGACUGGUGUCCUUGAUAUGCCCAUGAUAAUAAAAAAAAAAUAGAUUUAAAAUAUUUGUCUCCAUUCCUAGUCAGUUACCUAUAAAAAAUUAGGAGUAUUUGACUUAUGUACAUUCAGAAUCCUAGUACUCAACCUGACUUCUUCAGACCAUGUUCCUCUGUGAAUGAAUGCACUGUUGGAUAAAAUAGGGGAUGUUUUAUUUCUAAGUAUUACAACUUUACUUCUCUUUGGCAAUUAAUUAGCAACAUUAGUAGCGUGAACAGUAGGUUUCUGGAACAUGUUAAGAAUCACUGCCAAGUUUUUGAAGUUUGCAAUAUUAAAUUUAAGUCAA